Choloepus didactylus (southern two-toed sloth) is the source of this 1964-nucleotide messenger RNA. RefSeq names its product integrin subunit beta 1 binding protein 2 (gene ITGB1BP2). Lineage: Eukaryota; Metazoa; Chordata; Mammalia; Pilosa; Megalonychidae. Bases 569 to 1615 code for a protein of 348 amino acids. The transcript has 11 exons. The record is from RefSeq and is a predicted model, not a curated record.
CUAGGCUCUAUAAGGAUAAUCCUUUAUGAGCUUUUGAUUAAAGUAUUAGUCAUCCAUCUGGGCAAACAUGGAGAGGGGGUGGGAAUGAGAUGCAUACAAUGGCUGAAAUGGUUGGCAAGGACUGGCACUACACGGAAGUAAUGAGGAUAGAAGAAAAGCUGCUUUGAAAGAUUUGUAGGAUGAAUUGAGGGACCCUCAUUGAGCUGGGAGUGGGGUCUCAAAAUUGGUUUUCAUUUCUGAGCAGCUGCUAGUAUGUCAUUGGCUUGGAAUUGGUAUGGUGAAUCUAAAACUGUGCAGUGGUUAGCUGACCUCACCCAAGUUCCAAGCCCUACUCUGCCUGAUCCUUUUUUCUUGAGCCUCAGAGCUAAAAUGCUCCUGAGCUCUUUCUCAUUGGCUGGGAAGACCAAUUGAAGUUCCCUUGCCCAUGUUAGGAGGUAUACGCCUCCUGAACUAAAGAUAGAAACAGCUGGUCCUUCCAGGCAGCUAAAAGCCUCCAGACUAAGAGGUGUUCCCCACUCGGCAGUCAGACUCCUUGAAAUAUCCUUUCCAUAAUUCUACCAGCGCCUCCAUGUCUUUACUUUGCCAUAACAAAGGCUGUGGGCAGCAUUUUGACCCCAAUACCAACUUUCCUGAUUCCUGUUGCCAUCACUCUGGGGUCCCAAUCUUCCAUGAUGCACUUAAGGGUUGGUCCUGCUGCUGGAAGCGAACUGUAGAUUUCACUGAGUUCUUAAACAUCAAGGGCUGUACUAUGGGACCACAUUGCGCUGAGAAGCUCCCUGAGGUCCCUCAACCUGAGGGCCCUGCCACAAGCAGUUCACUUCAGGAACAAAAACCUCUGAAUACGAUUCCAAAGUCAGCAGAGACCUUGCGCCGGGAGAGGCCCAAGUCAGAGUUACCUAUGAAGCUGCUGCCACUCAAUAUAUCCCAAGCCCUGGAAAUGGCACUGGAAAAGAAAGAACUACACCAGGAACCUGGGGCAGGACCUGACAGUUGUCUGCUCCAGAUGGGUUCCAGCUGCCAGAACCCAGGAUGUGAUGCUGUUUACCAAGGUUCCGAGAGCAAUGCUACUCCAUGUACCUACCACCCAGGAGCACCUCGAUUCCAUGAGGGGAUGAAAUCUUGGAGUUGUUGUGGCAUCCAGACCCUGGAUUUUGGGGCAUUCUUGGCACAGCCAGGAUGCAGAGUUGGCAGACAUGACUGGGGGAAGCAGCUGCCAGCAUCUUGCCGCCAUGAUUGGCACCAGACAGAUUCCUUAGUAGUGGUGACUGUGUAUGGCCAGAUGCCACUGCCUGCGUUCAACUGGGUGAAGGCCAGUCAAACUGAGCUUCAUGUCCACAUUGUCUUUGAUGGUAACCGUGUGUUCCAAGCACAGAUGAAGCUCUGGGGGGUCAUAAACGUGGAGCAGAGCUCUGUCUCCUUGAUGCCAUCUCGGGUUGAAAUCUCCCUGAUCAAGGCUGACCCAGGAUCCUGGGCCCAGCUGGAGCACCCCGAUGCACUAGCUGAGAAGGCUAGGGCAAGGGAUGGGUUAGAGAUGGAUGAGGAAGAAUCUGAGGAUUCAGAUGAUGAUCUGAGCUGGACAGAGGAGGAGGAAGAGGAGGAAGCCAUGGGGGAGUAGUGACAUCAGAUAGCCGAGUAUCUAGAUAGGACUGCAAUGAUUCCCUUAGGAUCUCAGAGACCAGGAUAUGGUUGGCCAUGUGGUGUCAUUGAGCAACAGGGUGCUGAAGGAGGGGAGAACAAAAGUAUCCAAACCAUGUUGCUUUUUCCCCUUAAAUAAAUCUUGUAUUCUGCAGAUUCACAUAGUGUCAUUCUCUCACCUUACUAUCUAAGAUUGUAUUCAUUUUCUUCCAGCUUCUGUGUGUGUUCACACACAUGUGAAAACAAGUACAUGCACAUUCCAUCUAUUCUUCUCUACCAUUUACUGAGUACUUACUGUGUACUCAGUUAUGUGUUAGGUGGUUUAGAGA